Messenger RNA from Cydia strobilella, 2707 nucleotides. Its product is annotated as lysosome-associated membrane glycoprotein 2-like. The transcript is spliced from 6 exons. Bases 149 to 1117 code for a protein of 322 amino acids. NCBI's taxonomy places the organism in Eukaryota, Metazoa, Arthropoda, Insecta, Lepidoptera, Tortricidae. The record is from RefSeq and is a predicted model, not a curated record. Gene Ontology annotation, cellular component: lysosomal membrane; late endosome membrane; plasma membrane. Gene Ontology annotation, biological process: establishment of protein localization to organelle.
CUCAGCUGUCCAGCGAGCGCAGAGUGACUGACGUUAAUUUCACUACCGGAUUGGAUUAUCACGAUUCCUUUUGACUCGCAGUUCCUAUUAUUGCUUGUUAAACGCAAUUUCAAUCUGAAGUUGUCGCGUCGCGUCGUAAUUCGUAAAUAUGGCAUCGUUUAAAUUAUACUUUUCGUUUGCUUUGAUUUGUGGCGCUCUGGUUCUUGGCCAAGCUGUGGAGGUAUCGAAACCACCACCAACCGAAGUCAUUGACCUCACAACUUCAAACACUGAAGCACCAACCACAAUCCCAGACACAACCCCAGACACAAAGCCACAUACAACAACAUCAACUACCACAACGAGUACAACUCCAUCACCUGACACUACAACAAGCACAACCACAUCUACAACCACGCCAGCCCCACCGAAGCCGACACCUACACCGGCCCCAGUGCCGCCAAAGCCCAUCGGACCUCCGGACCAGGGACUGUGGCCGUACGUUGACAGCAAGAAUGUGACGUGUGUCAUUGUGCAGUUUGCUGCGCAGUUGAAUGUCACCUAUGGCAAGCCUAACUCCUCCUCCUCGGAGCUGAUGCACGUGAUCCUCAACGUCCCCGCCAACGCGUCCGUCAUCUCCGGCAACUGCGACGGCCUUGAACAGUGGAUCACCAUUGGCUGGGCAGCGACCAAUGAGACCAACCACACGUUGACCGUCUUGUUCGCUAAGAAUGACACUAAGAAGUUUUAUGAGAUGAAGAGCUUGAAUGCUUCGCUUGUGUCUUCUAUCUUCCCUAACAUUACAAACGUGGACACCAUCAACCUAUCCCACCAGACACCGGAAUGGCAGACGCCGCUCGCCGCGUCCUACCGGUGCACUCCGCCCACAGAACUCAAGAUGAAUGCGGACUACAACAACAUUGCAGCUACUUUAACACUUAGCCGAUUGCAAGAGGAGGCUUUCAGGAAUGCUACUGGCAACGGCUUCAGUGCUGCUCGCGAUUGCUCCGGUGGCGACAUACCCGAUGCCGUCCCCAUCGCGGUGGGCUGCGCUCUCGGCGGUAUGGUGGUCGUCGUGCUGAUCGCUUACCUCGUCGCCCGCCGCCGCUCCGCCAACCGCGGAUACCUGUCCAUGUGAACAGAUUACGUAUCGGAGUAAAUAGAAAGUAGUCAAUAUAUAAAUAGUAACAGGUAAACAAUCACAGCAUUUACCUAACCCUAAAGACAUUUCGUGGUUAAAUCUCAUAAUAAUAUAUCCCCAUUGUCAUCAUUAAUAUAGGAAAAUAAUUUGAUGUGAUUUGCUCAACGACUUUUUUUAUGCUGGCAACAUCCGGUAAUCAUUUUUUAAAUUAUGAUUUUUUUAGAACCCCAGUAACUCGCUUGUCAGGUAUAAGCUUGGGUCGAUUUAUCUCAAUAUUUCUGUCUCUUUCGCACUUAUACGUGUUGAAAUGGUGGGGUGAAUUGAAAUAUGAUUAAAAAAAAUAUUUGAUUGUAUUUGUUUUGUGGGUGUCUUUUUGUUUUCGUAGUCUUGGCCAUAAUAAUAAUAAUUUUAUAAUAAAUCUUUUAAUUUCUAUAUCUUAGAAAUGCUAACUGAAUUUUAAUUUCUGAUUGGAUUGUGAACAAUUAAAAGUGGUAGAAAUAUUACAUAUAUGUAUACAUUAUGUGAUGUUAUUUAGUAAUAGCUGAAAGUAGAUUUUUUUUUAAUGAUUGUAAUUGAUUUUAUAAGAUAUUAGUGUGCGAUGACAUUUUAUCCAAAGAUUCAAUAAUUUCCAUUCAGUUAUACUGGUGUAUAGCUAGAUGUCAAUAUGUCAAUCUGUCUGUCCAAAAAGUGACUAUAGUUGGAAUUAACAGUGUCUUUUAGAUUUAACCUAGUAAUCUAGAUCUAUUCAUUAAGUAAAAUGUGCUGGAUAAUUUAAAACUCAGACUAAAAAAAGUAAAAUCCCACUUCUGAUAUUUUGUACACUUUAUUUCAAACCUUAGAUAUAAAGGUGAAUUUUGAAUUGGCUUGUCAACAUUAUCCAGUAACAGACUUAACUGAUCGACUUUAAAGACACUUAGAGGGUGCAAUUUAGAAAGAGAGGGUCCGACGUAAUGAGGGAUGGAAGACUUGGAAACUUUUAGCUACAAACUUGAGUAACUUGCCAAGCUGAAAUUAAAGACAAAAUUUAGUUUUUUUUUACAAAUAAGUGCUUAAGUUUUAUAAUGUAUUUGACAUUAUUUCAUUAUUAUACCGUAUAAAGUACUCGAUGAAUAUCUUUAUGCUUACUUCUGAGUUAUGUAUAGUUAUGAUAACUUUGACAUAUUGAUCGAGAAGACAGAUUUCUUUAUAUACGUAACACAGCACACAAAUUGCACAUUUACACAAGUUAGUAGCUAAAAGUAAAUGUUUUUAGAUGGGCCAAGCAAAACAAUAAAAAAAAUCUUGUUUAUGGAAUUUAAGCGGAGGGAAUGAUAUCGCUGACUCAAUAUUACAAGGUUCUCUGUUACAUUUUCGAGAUACUUGAAAAUCGACUUAAUGUCACUAUGAUAAUGUUCAAAUUUCAGUUCGAUAAAUGUGAAACAUAGAACCCUUAUAUGUAGUUUUGUUAGAUUCCAAAAAUAGAUUGAACCUAUAUAAUAUGAGUUUUAACUCCGUUACUGUUAAACAUUUUCCUUAUGUUUUGCUUGGCCAAUACGGAAAACGGAGAAUGUAAUACUGAAAAUAAAUGAACGUUUUUUAUUGCCACAA